Molecule: messenger RNA, 1529 nt
Organism: Arachis stenosperma
Lineage: Eukaryota; Viridiplantae; Streptophyta; Magnoliopsida; Fabales; Fabaceae
Exons: 5
Coding region: 294-596 (100 amino acids)
Molecular function (GO): protein binding
Source: RefSeq, a predicted model, not a curated record
AAAAGUCAAAACAGCAGCUUAAUACGCCGCCCAGUCUUCAACGGUAGCUGCUUUUACAAUCUCUCUCUCUCUCUCUCUCUCUCUCUCUCUCUCCAAUCUGCUAAGACACACAAACCCUUUCUUAAUUCUCCAUUCAAAUCAAACCAUGAUCUUCAGAUAGCAUCACAUCAUCACACUCAGCUUCCAAAACCAAAAAGGAAAAAAGUCUCUCAUUAGCGGUUACCAAUCCCCCUAAAAAGAAAAAAGAAAGUUGCUGAAGUUGCGUUGAUUUGAAGAAGGGUUAUCAAUCAUAGAUGGAUAGUAGCAGUGGAAUUGAGAGCAAUGGGCGUGUGCCACUUUCAGGGGUUGUUGCAGAUUGUGUGAAACGGUGGUUCAGAGACACUCUGAAAGAAGCUAAAGCUGGGGACAUAAACAUGCAGGUCUUGGUAGGUCAGAUGUAUUACAGUGGUUAUGGUGUUCCCAGAGAUGACCAGAAGGGUAAAAUUUGGUUGACUAGAGCAUCGAGGGUUAGAUCUUCAGUUUGGAAAGUUGGUGAUAAGCAUCCAGGUUAUAAUGCAAGUGAUUCUGAUUCUGAUGAAUUGAAGGAAGAUUCUUAAACACACUAAAUGCCUAACAUUUGAAUGGGUUUAACCGAUGAGAUUUGUUGGGGGUGGUCAACGUCUCCCAGAAUCUUUGCAUUGAGCUUCACAUUCACAACUUACAAUUAAUUCUUGUGCUCUUUUGUUUCAUAGGUAUGCAUGCCAGGCACCUCGCUUUGUAACAACCAUCAUGGAUGUUAUUGCUACUUAACAGUUCUAUUUGGGUUUCUGAUGUUUGUUUGAUUUUACAAACUUCUGUUUUAACGUCUAGAUCUCACUAGGUUGGACUUGGUAUAUCACGCAUUAAGAUAAUCUAUGGUAUAGAUUUGAACCAUGAAAGAGUAGCAUCCACCAUCGUUCAAAUAAUCAUACCAUUGGAUUACUUUAAUACAUGAUAUAGUAAGUUUUGUUCGGUGUAUCAUGGCAGUGUUCUUUGUUUCUAUGACCUACCCAGAAUCUUUGCAUUGAGCUUCACAUUCACAACUUACAAUUAAUUCUUGUGCUCUUUUGUUUCAUAGGUAUGCAUGCCAGGCACCUCGCUUUGUAACAACCAUCAUGGAUGUUAUUGCUACUUAACAGUUCUAUUUGGGUUUCUGAUGUUUGUUUGAUUUUACAAACUUCUGUUUUAACGUCUAGAUCUCACUAGGUUGGACUUGGUAUAUCACGCAUUAAGAUAAUCUAUGGUAUAGAUUUGAACCAUGAAAGAGUAGCAUCCACCAUCGUUCAAAUAAUCAUACCAUUGGAUUACUUUAAUACAUGAUAUAGUAAGUUUUGUUCGGUGUAUCAUGGCAGUGUUCUUUGUUUCUAUGACCUAUAGAAAAGGCAACAUUGUUACUUUUUGUACAAGUUGUUGCUUGGUAAUUGAAGGUAUUUUUCUUAAUCCUCUCGUUGUAUCAUAACAAAUGUAAGAUGAUCGUACAUAAUAACAUGAUAAUUUAUUUUCUUUUUGAA